UCCUUUGGCACCGCCCAGUACCACGCCUACUGGUUAAGCUAAUCAUUGUUGAAGUCAUCUCUCUCAUUCCUGCUCCUUUCUCUAGUCUUUUUAUAAAAGCUUUUGCGCGCUCGUUUGGGGCGCUGUAAGUUUUGAAUGGCGUCUGAAGAUAGAAUAACGCCUAUAGAAGACCUCAGAGCGGGCAUGAAAAACGUUCACUGCAUUUUCAUAGUCAUUGACAGGGGUACGCAGCAAAAAACGAAAGACGGUAGCACAGUGCGGAAGUGUAGAGUGGCUGACAAGACAGGAAGUAUCAUAUUCUCAGUAUGGAAUAGGGAAGGAGAGGCAAUCAGUACUGGUGACAUUAUACGACUGACUAAAGGGUACUCGUCACUAUGGAAAGGAAACCUUGUAUUGUACUGUGGCAAAUAUGGACUAGUUGAAAGACUGGGAGACUUUACAAUGGUGUUUUCUGAGACUCCAGAUAUGAGUACUUACGUACCGCCUCAAGCAGAAGGGCUGACACAACAGUCGCCUCACUCUAUGCCAGAGAUGUCUUCUUCCUCUGCUCAGCCUCCGUCAAUUGAAAACCAUCACCAAUCUUCUAACGCCAAGCAUAGACAUUCGAUAGAAACCAUGGCAACAGUCUCCGCCCCUUCUUCGUCUUCCUCUCCCUCGACUCACUCCAAUGGUCACAUGAACUCUAAACAUGCCCAAAGACGACACCCGACACAUGACAAUCAUGUGACGUCCCACCACAACAACGCAUUGUCAGUUCAUCAUAGACAUCAUCCUUAUUCCCGGCAGAAUACCCGGGAACAUGGCUGGCAAUGAUUAUUACGCAUACACACACUUGGGUCUUAUUUAUAAAUGCAACGUUCUAAAAAUUGAGAAAUUUAAUUUUCAUGACAAAUUUUUUAAUAUUUCAACAGCUUCACAAACGAAAUA
Molecule: messenger RNA, 927 nt
Organism: Amphimedon queenslandica
Lineage: Eukaryota; Metazoa; Porifera; Demospongiae; Haplosclerida; Niphatidae
Product: SOSS complex subunit B1-like
Exons: 5
Coding region: 136-813 (225 amino acids)
Biological process (GO): mitotic G2/M transition checkpoint; double-strand break repair via homologous recombination; response to ionizing radiation
Cellular component (GO): SOSS complex
Molecular function (GO): DNA binding
Source: RefSeq, a predicted model, not a curated record